Molecule: messenger RNA, 273 nt
Organism: Saccharomyces eubayanus
Lineage: Eukaryota; Fungi; Ascomycota; Saccharomycetes; Saccharomycetales; Saccharomycetaceae
Gene: RUB1
Product: NEDD8 family protein RUB1
Exons: 2
Coding region: 1-273 (90 amino acids)
Biological process (GO): protein neddylation; modification-dependent protein catabolic process; regulation of proteolysis
Cellular component (GO): cytoplasm; nucleus
Molecular function (GO): ubiquitin protein ligase binding; protein tag activity
Source: RefSeq, a predicted model, not a curated record
AUGAUUGUUAAAGUGAAGACGUUGACUGGCAAAGAAAUUUCUGUCGAAUUGAAAGAAUCGGACCUUGUGUAUCACAUCAAGGAACUUUUGGAAGAAAAGGAAGGGAUUCCACCAUCUCAGCAGAGACUUAUAUUCCAAGGAAAGCAAAUUGCUGACGCUAAGAGGUGGGUGUUAAGAUCUUCCCCUAAUGUUUUUGUCUUCUUUUUCAAAAGCGAGGACUAUCCAAGAAUUGUGAAAUUAUUCUGCCCUUAUAUUGAGUUUGAGGAAGAUUGA